GCUCGCUCAUCCACGUUCUUCCGGCAACCUGUUCGAGGAAAUAGAUCUGGCCUUCCCGACUUAGUACGCACAUGAAAAGAGAGAGGAUGGAAGAACUGAAGGAGAACCGAAGUUUGCUAACAAGGACCAUGUCUUUCCGCCCGCCAAACUUGGUAAUUUCUGCCAAGGCACUACGGAAGAGGUUUGCUUUGAGCAAACGCUCAUUGUCCGACACGUGGAAAGAUAAAGCAACCUUGAUCGAAGAAAACGGCAGCUUUUCACAGGAAUGCUCGGUCGACGCGACACCUGCCCACGCGGAGGAAGUGGUGCGUCCGGCGAGCCCCCCAACGCCUGCCCCGGCACCCAAAGCCCCGCCUUCUCCGAAACCAAAACCUUUCAUCAGCCAACGCUCGCGCUCUCUCGAUUCUCUGAAGAGAGCGGAAUUUGCUCUUACCCUGGGCUCAUCUUCCAGCGCCCAACCCGACCUGACGAGCGCCACCCUUGAGCUGGACUUUCCCUCGCCACCCCUCGACCUGCAGCCCAAUCUGAUCGACUUCAGUUUCCCUAUGGUCAACGAGCAGCGCCACCCAUUAACUCCGCAGCCACUACCGACCCAACCCUUGCAGCCCAUUAUUGUCGAGGUCAAUGAGAUGCCUGAUGGGUCUGCCGAGCAACCGUUGCCUCCAAAAAACAGCACUAAAGAGCCUUCAUACAUAAUGUACCCUCCGAGCACUCCGCUGGAACCGCCGUCGGCCGUGCUGCUGCCGCAAAUUUCGGUCAACACGGCGCCCACACCUCAGCCAAUGCGCACCAGCUCGAUGCUGGCCAACUCGGCCAUCCCCCUGCUGAUGCUCGCCCCCUGCGCCCAAGACGCCGAGUCCCUUGAAAGGACCAAACUGCAUCUGAACCUAAUCUCAAGCCAGGCGGACAAGGCGGGCCCUCUGAAGCCGUCCGAAAAGCGGCGUCGCUUCUUCAUGCGCAAACAGACCAACUCGGCGCCCGACUCGUUCGACGGACCGGGCGGGACACACAAGGCCGGCGGCCACCACUCGGUCAGCUUUUGCCUCGGGGUGAAGCUCAAGGGCAAGUGCCACAACCACCAUCACCACGCCACCGACCCCACAGUCUCUGUGCUGCAGAGCAAGCUGAACUCGGAGCCGGAGAUGGGCGUGGAGCACCUGUCAGACUUGAGCUAUCCAGACGCGGACCCGCCGUGCCAUUUCUGUUGCCACCAAACCAGUACUUCCGUCCACGACGAAAACCGCUUAACGAUCAUGAGCCGAGGUCUCGUCAGAAGCAGAGAUGGUAGCCGCGAGCCUGGCGGGUCGCAUUACAUGAAUCUUCCAUCGCCGAAUGUGCAGACGGCAGAGGAGUCGAAUGAAGAAGUUUUCCAACCGCGGAUGUCGCGGAGCAGCGAAGUUGACACGCUGGCCAGCAGACGCGAGAGCAGCAUCAGUCCGCCUCCGCUUGCCAGGCGGCGGCGAACACAAGAGGCGGAGGCGGAAAACUCGGAGGCCACCACCCCACCCGCCUCUGCCCUGGCGCGUCGACGGGCCCUGGUGCCGCCCAAGUUGAUGGCUGAGGACGAGAACUCUGGGAAUAACAGCGAAAGCGAGCGAAAACUCUCCACAGGGUCGGACGGGCCUCGAACGCGCCGCAGUUCAAUCGUGGUCAUCCCGCCGAUGCAAAUCUGUCCCGGCGACCUGUUGGUCUACAGCAAAGUCCUAACGCAGCGUAACAACCUCACGGAUUUUGACGGCUCCACCUCUAGUCUAGCUGUUUCCGAAGCCGAUAAUGCAAGGAAAAGCAAAAACACCUGGUCGCUGUUGAAGUUGUUUGACCGUUCGAGUCGGGGCAAAUCCGAGACAACAUUUUGCGGUUUGGAAGAGUGUCUGGGGUGCAUCCAAAGGGUGGAGUUCAACGACGACCAGUUGACGCGCUUCAGAGGCAUGAACUGGUCCGAUUUUGUCGUCCACGUGGACACAACAAGCGGCGCUAGAAGACGCUCUUCAAGCACAAGCAGCACCAGCAGUUCCAACAACGAGUCAACCAUCAUUUCCCCAGGCAGUCCAGAAAAGCCUGAAAUCAAAAUUGUGCCAAGUCCUGCCCCGCCGCAACCGGAACCUGAACCUCCGAAGAAGCCGCCUGACAAGCCAACAGGUGGUUUCGAAAGAAGGUUCCGCGUGGGUCUGAUGCGGACGCAGAGCGAGAAGUCGUUCGAGAGGCGCUUGACGGGCGCCAUGUGGAAGGGCCUGGACAAAGCGCUGCCCGAACGGGUGUUGCCGCUGCGCCCGAGUCCGCUCAUCUCAACCCUGAGCGAGAAGGACCUGUUGGGCUCAAAGGAGCAACUGGCGUCGCCGGUGUCGACCGUCAGCCGGAACGAGUGCAAACGCAAGGAGGCCCUCUGGGACCUGUUCCAGAGCGAGUGCGCCUUCCUCUACGAUCAUCUAAUGGUGCUCAAUAAUGUUUUCAUGGAGCCGUUGAAGAAAAUCCAGGUGGAAGGGUUCGCAAUGUUCGCCGAACCCGAGUUGCUCUUCGGCAAUUUGGACGAGCUGUGCUUGGUCACCUACGCGUUCUGCAAAGAAUUCAUCAAUCUAAUUUUGCAACACGUGGGGACGGGCGGUGAAAUGUCCACGACGGAGGUCCUCGUCAAAUUGUUCCAGAAGAGCACAAAAGCCGACUCGGUUUCGCAAGCUUAUCACUGUUACGCGCUGAACUACAUCAACGCCCUCAACUAUUUGGAAACGUUGCGGCGACACAUGGAGUUUAUUGAAUUUGAAAAAUGGUGCAAUAGAGACCCGCGGUGCAAAAAGCUGCAGCUGACUGAUCUCUUGGUGGCGCCUGUCCAGCACAUCAUGAAAGUUCCUCUAAUUCUUAAAGAAGUUGAAAGCCGGACCGAAGAGGCCGAGGAGCGAGACCAAAUCGCCCGAAUUUUGGAGCGUGAGGAGAACUCUCUAAGAGAGUUGGACGACAAGAUGAAGUGGCUGAAGAACUUUGAGCGGUUACUGGAGAUUCAGCGCAACAUCGUCUGGCCGUCGAUUCUAGAGUUGGACCCAAAAACGUUUGUCCCUGAAUUUCUCAAGCCCGCCUUGGCGCGGCAGCCUUGCGACCGAAUCAUUGUCAGUCCGAGGAGGCAGAUCGUCAUGGAAGGGCCUUUGUCAAUAUUCGACUCGGGCAAGCCGGCAGAAAUGUAUGUCAUCUUGUUUGAUGACAUGCUCCUCAUCACGAGAAGGAAGAAGGGCCUCUCGAAAAAGAAAUCGUCUCUCACUGAGAAUUGGGCAAGUACCUGUGGACGAGGAAACAACCCAAAUGAAGCGGCCGCCAUGCGCUAUAUCGUCUACAAACAGCCGCUCUCCCUGGACAGAUUUUUCAUCCACGACGUGAGCGUGUCCGAGGGAGGGACUUGUCGCAUGGACGCCGCUUUUGUGAUAGUCAGUUUGAACCGCUUCCAGCAGAUUGUGGCCGUGCACACCUUCCAGGCAGCCAACGAUCAACUAAAGCAAACUUGGCUUUUGAAGCUGCGCGACACUCAGGACAAGUGGAAACGCACCCUGCAGCACACCGUGUUCAAAUCGGACCCAAGACUGUCGACUUGCAGCAGGCUGGACCCGCGCUACUCGACGUGCAGCAGCCGCAAAUCGACCACCUGACUGAGCUGAGGACCUUCGUCUCAAGGUCUCCUGUUCAAGUAGGCGAUUCGCAGGUCCGAGUUGAAUGAAAAUCAAAAUAAUUUUCACAAGAUGGCUGUUUAUUUAUAAAAAAAGAUGAAUUUUCUACGUGACGAUAUAGAUUCGAGUUUAAAUAAAAUAAUUAAAUUUAAGCCGCCGCACUAUUUCCGAGAGUGAAAAUAGAUGAAGAAUUUAUUGUAAUGUGAUUUGUUGAUCUGGUUGUAAAAAUUUAUUGGCUAGAGUAGGAGUCGUUGUUGAUUGUUAAAUAAUUUUUGGUUCCUGCCUUAUUUGCUUUUUACAUAAUGAUAGUUCCAAAUUCUUUAAGGAUGCACCUGCGCGUUGUUAAAUGUUAAUAACUAAUUUUAGUAAGACAUAGACUCUUAAUUUGCCAAUUUAUUAAGUUCUAGUCAAAGUAUUAUAGAGUGAAUUAUUAGGCACGAGUUUCUGAUUUUGAACCAAUCAAGAGACCAAUUCAUGAAAAAUGCUCAAAACUUCAUAAUAUUUUUUCUGCAUAAUUUAAGUUUCUGCGAAGUGCAGACCACAAUUUUAUGUUAUUAAACUUUUUUAUUUAAAGCAUUAAAUUAUAAUUUUUUUCUCAUGCUUUGAUAUAUACUCAAAUGUAUUCAAAGGGGUUUUUUCUGUUGAAUUUUAAUAUCGAUUUCAUAACGCAUUUAUAAAUACAAAAAAAAAAUUUGUUCCAAUUUACCUUUAGAAACAUAAUAAUGCCACCGUUUUCGUUCGCGAUGAAUAAUCAUCAAUAAAAACUGCAAAGAUCGUUGUAUGUGUAUUCAUGAUCCUGGGAUUAAAUUAAAUUAUAAUGUCGGGUGGCAAAACUAAAAACAUAUUUGGUGGAGUUUGUUGUAAUAUCACUUUUAUGUGAUGGAAUAAUCAAAAUAUUUAUCUGUUGAUGUUUUAAAAAAAAACUGGAUUAUGUCAAAUGAAAAUUAUUCUAUGCGACUGACACGAUAAACACUUAAGUGUAAAAAACAUAAAAUUCCCUGAAAUACCAUCCCGAGGAAAUGGCGUAAGCUAGGCUAAUUGUUAAGCAUUUGUGUCCGCCCGGUUGCAUACCUUCCACAACAGCCGCCUUUCGCUUUGACGUGAGAAUUUGCAGGCUGUUGAAAAACGAUAAGGCGCGAAAGAAAAUUGCGGACGGACGCAAACAAUGAAUAUUUAUUUUCUUUUAUUUUCGUUUCAUAUUUGAUUAGAAUUCGCUGCCGGGGCCCUUUUGCUCUUCGAAAGAUGUGUCAAGGGGCGCCGCAACACGAGGAAACAUAACGCUUACAAAAAGCAGUAUACUGAGAGAAAAAAAAUGUACGAGGAGACAAUAUAAUAUAUACUUAACGAGUAUUUUCACUAGAAAUCAUUUGUGGCGAACACGUACCGUGUAUUUCAGAAAUCCUUCCAAACAAACCCCCUAUCUAGAAGACUUUGCAACGGAGAUGAAAGAUAUUCUAUAUUUACGCCCUUGUAUAACCUCUGCAAACAUGUCUGUACUGACUGAGUGUGAUUUAUCCGAUGUACCCUGAUGUGCCAAAAGUGAGUCAAAAACGUUGACAAAUUGUGUUCAUGGAAUAAAAACGCAUC
Molecule: messenger RNA, 5234 nt
Organism: Neocloeon triangulifer
Lineage: Eukaryota; Metazoa; Arthropoda; Insecta; Ephemeroptera; Baetidae
Exons: 20
Coding region: 72-3629 (1185 amino acids)
Biological process (GO): Rho protein signal transduction
Molecular function (GO): guanyl-nucleotide exchange factor activity
Source: RefSeq, a predicted model, not a curated record